AUGAUCUUAUUAAAGAAUCAAUUUCCUCAAUUAUUAUUUAUCUCAUGUUUAACUAAGAAAUUUUAUUUAUCUCUAGGCAAUAAAUUAAUAAUAAGAAAUAUUCAAAAUAAACAAAAAUCUGUACCAGAACCAAGAGGUCGAUUUAAGGACCCAAAAACUUUUUUGGAAAAAUGUGGAAGAGGAUGUGGUGAAUUAGCUGAUAAAUUUCGCGAUUGGGAACAUCUUUUUACAGCUUCAAGCUAUGAAAUGAAAAGUGAAAUGGGUAUAUCUACAAGAAAACGAAGAUGGAUUCUUGAUUGGACAGAACAAUAUCGAAAGGGAGUCAAUCCGUAUAACAUUCCUAUUCGUACAAGGAGAAAGAAAAAGAAAUAA
Messenger RNA from Funneliformis geosporum, 372 nucleotides. Lineage: Eukaryota; Fungi; Glomeromycota; Glomeromycetes; Glomerales; Glomeraceae. The record is from the annotation of a GenBank genome assembly.